Molecule: messenger RNA, 1983 nt
Organism: Salmo salar (Atlantic salmon)
Lineage: Eukaryota; Metazoa; Chordata; Actinopteri; Salmoniformes; Salmonidae
Product: beta-1,3-galactosyltransferase 2
Biological process (GO): protein O-linked glycosylation
Cellular component (GO): Golgi membrane
Molecular function (GO): N-acetyl-beta-D-glucosaminide beta-(1,3)-galactosyltransferase activity
Source: RefSeq, a predicted model, not a curated record
CAGAAGAAAGUGGUUACCAUGAGAGUGAUGUCAACAACACAGGACACCACAGAGAAAACAGCUGUGCUACUGACAUGCUGAGGCCCAUAAAGGCAGACAGCAGCCCUCUCACCUAUGCUCCACCCACUGCCAAGCAAUCUACAACCAGAGACAGUAGAGGAAGCGAUACAUCUCACUGGCUCUAUUUCCUGGUUCAUGUGAAGUCAAUGAAACAAGCAGAACAGACACAGCUACUCUCGCAAUUGGUGUUUAUGAGGGAACCACCCCUUAAGCAGACCGGAACGGUGACCAAGGUAAAUGGACAACGGUAAACGGCGUCUUAUUAAUUGAUCUGAAACAUAAUAACGGCCAUUUUAAAAAACAUAGUCGUUGACAUUCAGAGAGCUGACAUUCUGAGCCUCAGGUCGGUAGAUUAACAUAUCUCUGUCAGACCUUUAUACACCCUCUUUGCUACAAUCUUACCCAAAUGCAUGAUGGGGGUCUACCACAACUUCUGGACCCAACGCCCCCCACCUGACGCCCAUGACGCCCAGCCAAUCAUCGCUGAACUAUGUACUGAUGAUAGCCAGCCGGGGGCAGACAGAACACAGAUCAAAAAGAGACGCUGGUGUCGCACCAGCUGCCUUGGCCUGUUUCUGUUCCUGGUCGUGAUGAUGACUGUGGUCAUCCUGGCAAUUGACCUCAAAGACCGGAUCUCACCUUCAACAACCAAUCCAGCAGCAAACAUGUCAGUUGCGAAUCAGAAGCAAUACCAUGUAGAAUACCCAUCAGAGUACAUCUUCAUCCUGGAUGAACCAGAGAAAUGCCGGGAGCAGAACCCCUUCCUGGUUCUGAUGGUGCCAGUGGCGCCCUAUAACAGGGAGGCUCGUGAGGCCGUCCGCAGUACUUGGGGCAGUGAGAGGCAGGUACUGGGCAAACAGGUCCGUCUGUUCUUCCUGCUGGGACUGCCCAGUGGAGAGGAGACAGAGCAGCUCCAGGAGAAUGUGCUGCAGGAGAGCAAAGAGCACCAGGAUCUGCUGCAGAGUGACUUCAUAGACAGCUACAAAAACCUGACCAUCAAGACCAUGGUGAUGAUGGAGUGGCUGAGCUCUCGCUGCCCCUACGCCUCCUACGCCAUGAAGAUCGACUCAGACAUGUUCCUCAACGUGAACACGUUGGUCAACAUGCUGCUUCACGCUCCAACGCAGAACUACAUGACUGGACUAGUGGCCCGACGGGCCGCCGUUCUAAGAGACCCUAACUCCAAAUGGUACCUUCCAAAGGAGGUGUUUCCUGAACCAGUAUAUCCACCUUAUGCUCUGGGCCUGGGCUAUGUCUUCACCUUAGACCUCCCCAGGAAGCUGGUGGAGGCGUCCAGGCAUGUUAAAGCCGUCUACAUAGAGGAUGUGUAUCUGGGACUGUGUAUGAGACACCUGGGCAUCCGGCCUACUGACCCCCCCAGUGGAAACCUCUUCCAGGUUUCCCCUGUGGCUUAUGACCGCUGCACCUACUCACGACUGAUAACCACCACCACAUACAGUAUCACUCACCAGGUCAACGCAUGGAAAGACCUACACAAACCUGGUCCUCCAUGCUGAUCCCAUACACUAACAUACUGACUGAUGUACCAAUCACUUCCUCGUUGUUUGUUCAUAAACUAACUAUCUAACAAACAAAAAUCAAAGAAGGCGAUGCCUUCAGGGGAUGGGAAAAGGAUAUACAGUGCAUUUGGAAAGUAUUCAGACCCCUUGACUUUUUACACAUUUUGUUAUGUUACAGACUUAUUCUAAAAUGGAUUAAAUAAAUAAAAAAUCUCAGUAGCCACACACAAUACCCCAUAUUGACAAAGCAAAAACAGGAGUUUUGAAAUGUUGGCAAUUUACAAAAUUUGCUAUGAGACUCGAAAUUGAGCUCAGGUGCAUCUUGUUUCCAUUGAUCAUCCUUGAGAUGUUUCUACAACUUGAUUGGAGUCCACCUGUGGUAAAUUCAAUUGAUUGGACAUGA